GCCCCGCCCCCUUCCUCCGCCUGAGUCCCGUGUGUCUGCCUGCUUCCCUCGUGGCCGAUCCGCCGUCAUGGCGCACUACAACUUCAAGAAGAUCACGGUGGUGCCGUCCGCCAAGGACUUUAUUGACCUGACGUUAUCGAAGACGCAACGGAAGACUCCAACGGUCAUUCAUAAACAUUACCAAAUUCAUCGCAUUAGACAUUUUUACAUGAGAAAAGUCAAAUUUACUCAACAGAAUUACCAUGACAGACUCUCACAGAUUUUAAUGGACUUCCCCAAAUUGGAUGAUAUCCAUCCAUUUUAUGCUGAUUUGAUGAACAUUCUCUAUGAUAAAGAUCAUUACAAGUUGGCUCUGGGACAAAUAAAUAUUGCCAAGAAUUUAGUGGACAAUGUUGCUAAAGAUUAUGUGCGGCUUAUGAAAUAUGGAGACUCCCUCCCGCGUUGCAAGCAGCUGAAGCGUGCCGCCCUGGGGCGAAUGUGCACUAUUAUCAAAAGACAGAAACAGAGUUUGGAGUAUUUGGAACAAGUGCGUCAGCACCUGUCUCGUCUGCCAAGUAUUGAUCCAAACACGAGGACCCUGCUUCUGUGUGGGUACCCGAAUGUCGGCAAGUCCAGCUUCAUCAAUAAGGUGACAAGAGCAGAUGUGGAUGUCCAGCCUUACGCAUUUACCACCAAAUCUCUGUUUGUUGGACACAUGGAUUAUAAGUAUCUGCGCUGGCAGGUUGUAGAUACCCCAGGGAUUUUGGACCACCCUUUGGAGGAUCGGAACACUAUUGAAAUGCAGGCCAUCACCGCACUGGCCCAUCUGCGUGCUGCGGUGCUGUAUGUGAUGGACUUGUCUGAGCAGUGUGGGCACGGGCUGCAGGCGCAGCUGGAGCUCUUCCAGAACAUCAGACCUCUCUUUGUCAACAAGCCUCUUAUAGUUGUAGCAAACAAAUGUGAUGUGAAGAGAAUAGCUGAGCUUCCAGAAGAGGACCAGAAAAUAUUUACAGAUUUGCAGGCUGAAGGAUUUCCUGUGAUAGAGACCAGCACCCUGACGGAGGAAGGGGUUAUCAAAGUGAAAACAGAGGCUUGUGACAGGCUCUUGGCUCAUCGCGUUGAAACCAAAAUGAAAGGAAAUAAAGUCAAUGAGGUGCUGAACAGAUUGCAUUUGGCUAUGCCAAACAAAAGAGAUGAUAAGGAGAGACCCCCUUUCAUCCCAGAAGGAGUGGUGGCACGCCGGAAGAGAAUGGAGAUUGAGGAGGCUCGAAGGAAGAGGGAACGAGAUAUUGAACUGGAACUGGGAGAUGAUUAUAUUUUGGAUCUUCAAAAGUAUUGGGACAUAAUGAAUUCAUCUGAAAAAUAUGAUAAGAUACCUGAGAUCUGGGAAGGCCAUAAUGUAGCUGAUUACAUUGAUCCUGACAUCAUGCAGAAAUUGGAAGAAUUAGAAAAAGAAGAAGAGCUAAGAACAGCUGCUGGAGAGUAUGACAGUGAAUCAGAAAGUGAAGAUGAAGAAAUGGUGGAAAUCCGACAGCUGGCAAAAGAAAUCAGAGAAAAAAGGAAGUUGAAAAUUCUGCAGUCCAAAGAGAAGGACACACAGGGACCCAGAAUGCCACGAACUGCUAAGAAGAUUCAGCGGAAAGUCUUGGAGAAUGAGAUGCGCAGUCUUGGUGUUGACAUGGAUGAUAACGACAACGCCCAUUAUGCAGCCCAAACCAGAAGGUCUCGGAGUGUCACUAGGAAAAGGAAGCGGGAAGACUCUGUCCCGCCCACAUCUCUUGCCCGGAGUCGCAGUUGUUCUCGAACUCCACGUGAUGUGUCUGGUCUUCGGGAUGUCAAGAUGGUGAAGAAAGCCAAGACUAUGAUGAAGAAUGCUCAGAAGAAGAUGAAUCGCUUGGGGAAGAAAGGGGAGGCAGACAGGCACGUGUUUGAUAUGAAGCCCAAGCACUUACUCUCUGGGAAGAGGAAAGCCGGUAAAAAGGACAGGAGAUAGUGUCCUAAGCUGAGCAGUUUGGCGGGACUGGUGUUUGUUUCUGGUUUGGUACGGUACGGUCUCACAGAAUUGGAGUCACUAUCUGUAAACUGGAAAUAACAAUGAAAUAACUAAAGCACCUGUUUUCCUCAAAAUUAUAGUUAACCCUUAACAAUACAGGUGUGAAAAAUGUUUAUCACUGCCUAAUAUUGCGAAUACUUUGAGGAGACUGGUUUCUGCUUUUAAUGGGCUUUUGAUUGCAUCAGAUUUGCAGAACUGGGAAGAUUUAUUGGUGUGACUGUUAUUUUUUAUGAAGAAAAGUCUCAUUCUCUUCAGCAAGAUGGAACUUUGGUUUGGUUCCCUGCAUAUAAAUAGUCCGUCCUUGCUAAGGAAACCUCUCCACUUGUGGCAAUGGGCAGAAGGCUGCCAGUCCUGCUUUGCAGAUACAGGUUGAGGGUUUGUCAGAUGCCAGCACUAAAUUAUUUUCUAGUCUUUAUGUACAAUGUACCAUUGUAAUCUGUCUUCAUUAUUUUAUCCAAAAUAAACUUCUUUUAGUUUUGA
Molecule: messenger RNA, 2512 nt
Organism: Myotis davidii
Lineage: Eukaryota; Metazoa; Chordata; Mammalia; Chiroptera; Vespertilionidae
Gene: GTPBP4
Product: GTP binding protein 4
Exons: 17
Coding region: 68-1972 (634 amino acids)
Biological process (GO): ribosomal large subunit biogenesis
Cellular component (GO): nucleolus
Molecular function (GO): RNA binding; GTP binding; GTPase activity
Source: RefSeq, a predicted model, not a curated record